AUGCAAACCGCUGAAGCCAAAGAGCUGAGUGGCGCUGGAGGCUGUCUCCAGCUCGCCGCUCGCCAUGCCUCGGGGAGCGCUUGUUGCCAGGCAAUGGCACACACCACUGUCGCCAACAGCAGCCAAGGCUUGGCACUGGAGGACGCAGACGUGAGGAAAGGCUGCUCCAUUGAGGGCACAGAACAGAUAACCAAAGAGCUGCCCUCACAGAGUGGGCCUGGAGCGCAGUAUGAUAAUCCCCUCUGGAGUCCACUGCCAAACAGGAGUGCCACAACUUUAAACAAUCUCACUUUCUGGGGUCAACUGAACUUUGAACAGGAGGACACAGUGGCUUGGCCUUCUACAACCUAUAAAACAAGGCAAGCCACACCAGAAGGAUGCCCUGUGGACACUGACUUUGGUCACUGGACCAGUAAAACCAGUAGUAUUUGUAGUACAACAAGUAUGGCCACGGGGGCCAAUAGCCAAACUGGGCACUUCUCUGCCAACCAUCUGAGCAACAAGACCAAUAGUGGGCCGAGCCCUGGAACCAGCAUGCUUUCUAACCAGGUGGCAGCCAAUCGCAGUUGGGGGUCUGGACUGCCCCACGGCCCAUCUCAGUCUUCAGUGGGGACUGAGGGAAAGGGUGACAGCCCAAUUACUGGGGGCAGUAGGGGCUGGGGCUCCUCCUCAUCUUCCACCACUAACUUUAACUUGAACUUAAACCCUAAUGCCAACCCAUCGGCCUGGCCCAUGUUGGGACAUGAUGCGGCUGGCAACGGGGCAGGCAGCUCGGGGGGAGUCAGCUCUGUGUCUCCCCCUCCAUCUACCCAGACCAGCACCUGCACUGGAGCCAACAGUAACUCAGCGGGGGGCAGCAGCGCUUGGGGUGGCAUCAUGGCCUCUGAAAGCAUAGAGCCAAAAACCACUCCCUCCACGAAUGUGUCUUUCAGUUCAGAACCUCAGAACCUUAAAACUGAUGGACCAAAUUUUUCAAAGCAGGAAUCCUCAAGCCCCAUCCACAGUCUCUCUGGUUGGGGUAAUGCACCUGUUCAGCAAGAAGGCCCACAGGUUAAUGGGGAAGAUGCCAGCUCAGCAUGGGGUAAGAGUGGGGAUUCAAAUGCACCUUCAUCUAAAGAUGGCUGGGACUCGGGCUGGAGCCACGGUGGAGGAGGAGCAGGUUCCUCUGGAGGUUGGGUGGAGCCAUCCAGGGGGGAUUGGGGAAAGCCAAAAAGUGAUGAAGCCCAAGGAAGUUGGGAUUCUCCUACUUCUCCUUCCCAGGAUCAACAAACAAAUCCCUCGAGUCGAGCCGUGAGCACAGCUGGUGCCAGUGAGGGGAGCAGUGACAGCAUGGAGGGACACCCCCGACACAGAGACCACUCAUCCAGAGAUAAUCCAGCUCCCGUCAUUCCCACCCAAGAUCUUGAUCCCCGUGUCUUGUGCAACACCGGGUGGGGGCAGACCCCAGUCCGACAACACACUACCUGGGACAUGGAAGAAAGUAAACGGAAAAAAAUAGCAGCUGAUUCAUGGGGUUCUGGUUCAGCUGCUUCAAACGACACACAGGGACACACCACUAAUAUGGCCCUGUCUCACAGGACUGACCCGGUCAAUAAACAUGAUGCGCAUGCUCCUCCGGUUGCUACAGGCUGGAAUGGAAAUGCCCCUGCACCAAGCCAGAGUAGUUCUGGGUGGGGAGACGGACCCAACAACAAUAAACCCUCCUCUGGGCAAAGUGGCUGGGGCAGUCCUGCAACAGGGGGCCAAAACACUAAUAUGCCCCAAAAAGCAGCUCAGUCCUGGGCGGAGGAGAAAUCUACUGGAUGGGAGUCUCAUGCCAAAACCGCAUCACAAGGUUGGAGCGAUCAACCCAAACCAUCUCAUGGCUGGGGCAAUAGUGGGGGGAGCAGUAACACGAGCGAAUGGGGAGAAUCUAAUGAGAGCAAAAAGAGUCCUUCAAAUGCUGCCUGGGAACGAGAGUCGGGAGGCUGGAAGGACAGUCCACGAAGCUGGGGUACAUCUGCAACUGGUCCAGGAAAUUCUGAAAAUGGAAGAAAUCCUGGCUGGGAACCUCCCUGUCAGCGUCCCAGUGGACCACAUCAAGGAUGGGGAGGCAAAUCUAAUGAGAGUCCUGGUGGUGGGGGAACUAUGGGUUCCUGGGGAGGAACUGGGCCAGCCAAGCCGCCUGGAGGCUGGUCUGGUGGGAAGCAGGAGCGCACUGAGCCCACUGGUUGGGGGGAGCCUUCUCCUCCUUCUAUCAGACGUAAAAUGGAGAUCGAUGAUGGAACUUCUGCAUGGGGUGAUCCUGGUUCCCACAAUAAAAGUGUCAACCUCUGGGACAGGAACAAUCCAGGAGCAUCCCAGACUAAAGCCAUUGCUGUAGGAAAUAAUGCACCAGGGUCCAAUGCCAACCACACUCAGCCUCACAGCCAGCCCUAUCACAGCCCCCAGGGGCCCUUACAGAGCCACAGUCAGAAACCCCAAAGCCCAGGCCUCUCUGGUGGACCUAUGGAUACUGCUGCUCCGCAACCCCCUGUACUACUACCUCACAGCAGAGGUCCUCCAAUGGCUCAAGGUUGGGGAGACAUGCCAAGCUCCCACCCAAAAUCAGAGACCUCUUGGGGAGAACAUGCGCCUUCUCCAGUCAGCGUGGACAAUGGGACUUCAGCGUGGGGCAAACCGACCUGUGCUGGUUGGGGAGACAACGGUCCAGAAUAUGGCAGGGGCAAUUCAAACAUUACGUCUGCAUCUUGUAAAACUGCUCCUAAACCUAUGCAAGACAGCUGGGGAGGUGGCGGAGAAGAGCUGGGUAUGUCUGGAGGCCAAUGGGACCCAGACGAUGGAGACAUGUGGAACAGCACUGCUUCUCAGGAGAGUAACUCUUCAUGUAACUCUUGGGGCAAUGCAUCCAAAAAGCCUCCUCCAAAAUUACAGGUUAAAGUACCAGGAAAACAAGAAGAUUCCUGGAUAAUGAAUCGCCUAAUCAAACAGCUGACAGACAUGGGCUUUCCGAGAGAUCCAGCUGAAGAUGCACUCAAGAGCAACAACAUGAAUCUGGACCAGGCCAUGAGUGCUCUCCUGGAGAAGAAGACUGAGCUGGAUAAGCGGGGAAUGGGCCACGACUACAACAACGGCCUCAUCAAUAAACCCAUGAACUACCAUCGGCCUCAGCUUCUGUCCAAAGACCCAGUGACAGACCCCCGCUUGCCUUUCAUAGACAAGAUGCAGAGUGGAAUGUUUGGUGGCAGUGCACAAAGUCGUGCGAUGCAACCAACUCCUCAGCCUCCUGUGCCACCGCUCAGCUCCUCUCAGCCGAAUCUACGUGCUCAAGUGCCUCCCUUUCUGUCCCCUCAGGUUCAAGCACAGCUCUUACAGUUUGCAGCAAAAAACAUUGGUCUGAAUCCUGCACUUUUGACCUCACCAAUAAACCCUCAAAAUAUGACACUGCUGAAUCAACUUUACCAGCUGCAACUGGCUUACCAGCGUUUACAAAUUCAGCAACAGAUGUUACAAGCUCAACGCAAUGUUUCCGGCCCUAUUCGACAACAAGAGCAGCAAGUUGCCCGUACAAUCAAUAACAUGCAGCAGCAGAUCCAACAGCACCAGCGUCAGCUGGCUCAAGCCCUGCUAAUGAAGCAGCAGCCUCCGCCCUCACACGCUGGCAUGCACCCUGGAGGGAACAAAUCCAACCUGGACUCUUUCCCAGGUCACCCCCAGGCUCCUGGCCUCUCUGACCUCCAGACCAAAGACCCACAGUCAUCUAAUGCCUACAACCCCUACUCUCUUUCUGGAUUGAAUUCAAACAUGAAUGUAAACUGCUUGGAUGUUGGAGGCUUGUCUUUGAAGGAAUCUCCUCAACCUCAAUCACGCCUUUCACAAUGGACACACGCCAAUUCUAUUGAAAGUAUCUCUGAAACACCCUCACCUUUAGAGUCUAGCUUGGGAAAGCAUGGGCCUCCUGGUAAGUCCUCGCAGCUGGAAGAUUCUUUCAGCCCGUAUAACCUUUUGUCAAACUCAGAAUCUCCAACAAGCCCUCUGGUCCCUCCUGACAACUGGGGACAGCCCAAGGGCAGCAGUGAAAAAAUGACAAAUGGGACCAAUAUUAACUGGCCACCAGAGUUCUGCCCUGGUGUCCCCUGGAAAGGCCUUCAAAACAUUGACCCUGAAACAGACCCAAACAUGACUCCUGGAAGUGUACCCAGUGGACCCACCAUCAACACCAACAUUCAAGAUGUCAACCGCUACCUGCUGCGGGACCGGAGUGCAGGCUCUUCUCCCACUUCAUCUCAGGCUCUUCCUUCCUCCUCUGAUUGGCCAGUCAGUGCUUGCUCUAGCUCGUUCAGUCUCUCGUCCCCGGAGGCGGACGAUGCAGGUAAAUUGUCAGAGAUGAAAUCAACAUGGUCACCUGGCCCUAUAGCGCACACCCAAGCGUCUCUGUCCCAUGAGCUGUGGAAAGUCCCUCAGGGGUCCAGAAGCAGCAGCGCAGCACCGAGCCGUCCUCCGCCCGGUCUCACCAACAACAAGCCCUCAGCCACAUGGGCCGGCAGUACACUGGGGCUGGGUCAGGGCUGGAGCAGCUCCUACACCACAGCUGGGACCACAUGGAGUACUGAUAGCUCACCCAGGACCAGCAGCUGGUUGGUUCUAAGAAACCUUACUCCACAGAUUGAUGGCUCGACACUGCGGACACUAUGCAUGCAGCAUGGCCCUCUUAUCACAUUCCACCUCAACCUGACUCAAGGCAACGCUGUAGUUCGUUACAACUCCAAGGAUGAAGCUGCUAAAGCCCAGAAGUCUCUUCACAUGUGUGUGCUUGGUAAUACCACCAUCUUGGCGGAGUUUGCUGGAGAAGAAGAAGUGAACAGAUUCUUUGCACAGAGCCAGUCACUUGGUGGAACUACCAGCUGGCAGGCCACUCCUGGCACUAAUCAAACACGGAUGGGUGGGACAGGCUCAGGAGUCUCUCAUGCCAUCGGCCACUCUCCUCAUUGGAAUAACAACAGUGGAGGCGCAGGGAGCGGAGGUGCUCUCGGCACAGGAGGAGCGAAGACAGGAGAGCUGCUCUGGGGUGGUGUACAGCAGUAUUCCAGCCUGUGGGGUCCCCCUAGUGGAGAGGAGACUCGUGUGAUGGGGAGCCCCACCCCAAUCAAUACACUGCUUCCUGGAGACCUGCUUAGUGGGGAAUCGAUGUAG
Messenger RNA from Knipowitschia caucasica, 5172 nucleotides. Lineage: Eukaryota; Metazoa; Chordata; Actinopteri; Gobiiformes; Gobiidae. The record is from the annotation of a GenBank genome assembly.